AUGGCUGACAAGAAGGUAUUCCUGGUUUCUGGAGCUCGCACACCGAUCGCCUCAUUUCGUGGAUCGUUCGCGAAUGUGAGCGCCGUCGAGCUUGGAGCGAUUGCGGCGAAAGCGGCGAUUGAGAGAUCGGGCGUUGCACCAUCACAAAUCGAAGAGACCAUUGGCGGCAACGUUUUGUCGGCGAAUCAGGGGCAAAAUAUAACGCGCCAAAUUGCUUUGACGGCUGGACUCCCGGUGACGUCUCAAGCUUUUACCAUUAACAAGGUUUGCUCAUCAUCGAUGAAGGCGUUGAUCACGGCGGCGAUUGAAAUCAAAUCCGGCUAUCGGAGUCGAGUUCUCGUCGUUGGCGCUGAAAAUAUGAGUCAAACGCCGUUCUACGUGCAACGCGGCGAAAUUCCGUACGGUGGUCUGAAAAUGAUUGAUGGUGUUGUGAAGGAUGGAUUAGAGGACGCCAAGUCGAGGCAGCCGAUGGGAUUGUGCGCGGAGAAAACGGUUCAGGAUUACGGAAUUACGCGAGAGCAACAAGAUGUCUAUGCUAUUGAGAGUUAUAAGAAGGUUGCGAAUGCUUGGAAGAGCGGUCAAUUUGCUCAAGAAGUUGUACCAGUUACUGUCAAGGGUCCGAAAUCCGAGACGGUUGUUGCUGAAGAUGAAGAGUACAAGAAGUUGAUUGAAUCCAAGGUGGCCACACUUCGGCCAGUUUUUAUUAAGGAUGGAAGUGGAACGAUCACGGCUGCGAACGCCUCGUCGUUGAAUGAUGGAGCGGUGGCGGCGGUGGUUGUUGGACAAGACGCCCUGCCGAAUGGAAUUCAGCCGCUCGCUGAAAUUGUGGCGUUUUCUGAAGCCGGACGCGAGCCGGUUGAUUUUACGGUGGCGCCGGUCAACGCGGUUCGAGACCUUCUUGCCAAAACUGGACUCGCCAUUUCGGAUAUCGCGUUGUGGGAAUUGAACGAGGCGUUCUCGGUGACGGUGCUCGCGUUCAUCAAAGAUCUCGGCAUUGAUCCAAGUGUUAUUAAUGUGAAGGGAGGCGCUGUUGCAAUUGGACAUCCAUUGGGAAUGUCCGGUCUCCGAAUCGUCAACUCUCUCGCGUUUUCCCUUUCUUCCGGACAAUACGGAAUUGCUACGAUUUGCAAUGGUGGCGGCGAAGCCAAUGCUGUCCUCAUUCGUAAAAUUUAA
Molecule: messenger RNA, 1173 nt
Organism: Caenorhabditis bovis
Lineage: Eukaryota; Metazoa; Nematoda; Chromadorea; Rhabditida; Rhabditidae
Source: the annotation of a GenBank genome assembly